Messenger RNA from Linum tenue, 887 nucleotides. The record is from the annotation of a GenBank genome assembly. NCBI's taxonomy places the organism in Eukaryota, Viridiplantae, Streptophyta, Magnoliopsida, Malpighiales, Linaceae.
AAAAUUAAAAUGUCAGUUUCGAGAGUCGCAGUUGCCGCCGUCGCCGUCGCACUCAUCUUCGCCAUUGCGUUGCCUGCUGCUGUUCAGGCUCAGGGCAUGGCGCCGGCUCCGGCCCCAGUCGCCACCAGCGAUGGGACGUCGAUUGACCAAGGAAUCGCUUAUGUGCUGAUGCUGCUGGCUUUGGUGUUGACUUACCUGAUUCAUGCGGCAGAUGUGACUCCCAGCUUCUAGAUUAGACGAGGAGAUGAUGAUGAAGAGCAGGAAUGAAUUGAUUUCGUGAUUCAUUUCUUUGUCAAUUGGGUUUUGGAACCUUGGUCUUCUGUAUUUUAAGGUGGUCCUCUGGUUUGCCUGUGUAUUUAUUGUUUUGAUCAUGGAGGACAAGUUGGGAUCUCUUUCGUAUUUGGUGAAGAAGUAGAAGAAGAACAAAUGUGGGGUGUGUUGAGAGGGAUUCCAGUGGCAAUUGCUAAUGUUAUCAUCUUGUUUGGUGGGCUUAUAUUUCUUUCCUACUCCUGUCCCUUUCAUUACUCUCGUCAAAGUUUCCCAGCAUCGUUCUGGACUGUCAUUGCUUGAAGAAUCAAAGCAUUGCAGCACCAGCACGCGACCCGGAUGCGAAUGAAACUCGGAGCAAAUUCGUGCCACACUAAUGGUUUCAUUUGCUGAGAAACAGACAGUAUCUGGCAUUGGAAGACAAUGUCGAUAGCAACAACUGAAGAACAAGCUUAAGAGGGCCAUAGAAUAUUCAUCAGCUGGUCAUCUUAAAUUGACCAUUCAAAGUUUUACAUCAUUGUGUGAGGAAACAUCAAAAGAGCAAAAACAAUGAGUGUCAGAUUCGAGAUCGAAGAAUUUCAUAAUCUACUUAGCACCUCUGAAUAAUCAGAAACUAAGAU